GUGGCGCGCAACUGUUGAAAAAUGUCUUACAACAAACUGAAGAGGUGGUUUUGAUGCCAUUAUUUGUCACCAGCCUUUAAAACGGCGUCUAAAGACAGCUUGGUGGGCGUUUCUCUUUAUUAAGCGGAGCUCCACGUUGUAAAAAAUGUCGUUUGUGAGAGUGGGGCGUCCACAGCAGCACGCCAAAGGAAAAAGGCCUGUUCGCCCCAAGAAGGCAGCAGCUCAAAGAAGAGAGUGGGUGAUCAUCAGGGAGGUUUUCUCUGAUCAGCUGCUGCUGCAGGAUGUGUUGGCCCGUUCUGACAAAGCCCUGGCUGUGGUCAAAGACCUGUUUGGAGAUGCUCCACGCAGGCACACCGGACACCCCAGAGUGACUGUGGCUCCAAACUGUGACUCUGACUCAGAACUGCCUGUUCUUCAAAGACCAGAUCGUCCAACUCAUCUGUCUCUCCUCAGCCAGUCAAUGAUGGAUCAAGAGGCUCUUAAUGAACUGGAAGCUUCAGAGGACGACCACAGAGAUGAUGAUGCCCGUCCUUCUACCAGUUCAGAGUAUCAUGUAAUCCGAAGGGUCAAUGUACAAAAAAUGAAGGCGCAGCCUCGGGCUAGAGUGUCACAGCAACACAAAGGUCAUCAUCACAUGCAUCACCAUGGAGACAAGGAUAAUAGUCCCGUGACACCCUGUACAUCAAACAGGGCACCAGCUCAGACAGCUCUCAAUGCCACCGUGGCUGUUCAGCGUGUUCGGUCCAGACAGAGUCAGUCGGAGGACGCCAGAGAGGAAACAUCAGUCCUGGUUUCUCAGGUUCUUAAUUCUGAACCGCCUCAGAGCAAGUCAGACUGGAUCAGUAAUCACACCAGCAGAGGCAGGAAGUGUGUUUCCCAGGGUUCAGAGCUGGACGGCUCCUCUGUUGCCUCUCUCAGCGGGGAUCAGUCCAGUCUGGGGCUGCUGCAGGCCAUGUUGGGUCAGGUGGAGUCGGAUUUGGACGCACUGAGCCCUGAUACAGCACCAACAUCUGCACAGAGUCCCAAAAAUCACAGAACACAAAGCCUUACUGGAUUUUCUGUGGCCUUGGUCUCUACACUGGGACGUUUGGUGCACCUCCUUAAAAAGAGGGAAGAUGAAGCUCAGAAGGAGGCACAGGAGAGGAGAAAACUGGAGGAGGAGCUGAAAGAGCAGCAGAGGCUCAUUGAUGCUCUCACUGCUGAAACCAUGACUCUGAGAGAGGAGGCUACAGCCCUGCAGGCAGGGUUACAGCAGCGGACGGCAGAGCUGGAGCGGAAGUUGGACACAGUGGUGUUGGCAAUGGGAGGGCUCGGACUGCUGAGUGAACACAGUGGCCAAACCCCACACUCUGAGGUUAAAGUUGCAGGCUGUCAGUCUGCGACGGGUGCUGAGCGAGUACCUGUUUCUUCUGCUGUCCUCCUCUCACCACCUCAACAGCGGGACCACUUUCAGCAUGUUCCUGAGAGGCGGAGCCAGCAUGUGUGGACUCCUGAAGAACAACAGCUGACUCAACAGGCAACAUCACCCAACACUUUCAGUGCAAACAGCGUGGAGCAACGCCUCCUGGAGCUGAACAGGCAGAGCGCUGCAGCCCGAGGUCGACUGCUGGAAAUAAUCGAGCAACAAAAGCAAAGUGUUUCAGCCAGAGUCUCUCCCUCUGUCUCCCCGAUCCCGGCUUCUGCCUUCAGCCCAAAUCCAGAAUCCACGGAACGCCUGGAGGCAUCAGAGCUGCUGCCUGAACGGGAGCUCCGGUCACACAGUGGUGGCGGUGAGGGUGAGAGGAGGUUUGCUGGCUCUAAUGCAUCUUCUUACAGUUUUGAAAGAGAAACCAGGGAUGGCAAAGCACAGAUGGACAAGGAGAGAGCUCGAGAAGGUUGGUUUGCAUUGUCUGCUCACGUGAGGUGACAAGAAGGACAACCCAGCAUACCUGAAGAUUUUUAUUACAUGGAGUGUUCUUACUAUUUUUAUCUGUGUUAUUAAUGAUUUAAUUAAAAUGUUUUGACUUUUA
This is a messenger RNA of Neolamprologus brichardi, 2009 nucleotides long. NCBI's taxonomy places the organism in Eukaryota, Metazoa, Chordata, Actinopteri, Cichliformes, Cichlidae. The record is from RefSeq and is a predicted model, not a curated record.